UCAUAGGUGCCUUGAAACAACACCAAGUCUGGCCUGUUCAAACAAAUGUGUUUUCUGUUGGAGGCAUCAUACCAACCCCGUUGGAGUUUAUAUGGAAAGUUGAUCCACCAGAGAUGAUUUUUUCUGAAUGCCUCGAUAAUCAUUAUAAGAUGAUUAAACAAAUGAAAGGUAUACCAGGCAUUAAAGCAGAUAGGUUUCAAGAAGCAUUUAACGUCCGUCAUUGUGCUUUAUCAUUAGUCGGGGAACCCAUAUUAUAUCCACAUAUCAAUGAAUUUGUUAAACUUUUACAUGACAAACAUAUUUCGUCAUUUUUGGUUUGCAACGCGCAACAUCCUUCACGUUUGAGGGCGUUAGAUAAAGUAACACAACUUUAUGUUAGCGUUGAUGCUAGUACAAAAGAAAGUUUAAAAAAGAUCGAUAGACCUUUAUUUAAAGAUUUUUGGGAAAGAUUUUUAGAAUGCUUAGAUAUAUUAAGUCAAAAAGGACAACGAACAGUUUAUCGAUUAACGUUGGUUAAAGAUUAUAAUACUGAAGAGAUUGCUAAUUACGUUGAACUGGUAGGACGUGGUAAACCUGAUUUUAUUGAAGUUAAAGGGGUUACUUAUUGUGGAUAUGGUGGAGCGAGUAAAUUGACAAUGGCUAAUGUUCCGUAUCAUAAUGAAGUAAUCUCCUUUGUAGAUCAACUUAAUCAACAUUUAGGAGAAACUUAUGAAGUAGCAGCAGAACAUUCACACUCAUGUUCAAUACUUAUAGCAAAUACAAAAUUUAAAAUUAAUAAUCAAUGGUAUACUUGGAUUGAUUAUGAUAAAUUUUUUGAAUUACUUGAAUCGGGAGAACAUUUCACUAGUUUAGAUUACGUUGCACCUACUCCUGACUGGGCUUUAUUUGGUUCUCCUGAAGCUGGUUUUAAUCCUGAAGACCAAAGAUUUUAUAGAAAAUCAAAGAAAAAUAAUUCUGUUAAAAAUGGUGGAUGUUAA
Funneliformis mosseae is the source of this 977-nucleotide messenger RNA. NCBI's taxonomy places the organism in Eukaryota, Fungi, Glomeromycota, Glomeromycetes, Glomerales, Glomeraceae. The record is from the annotation of a GenBank genome assembly.